This is a messenger RNA of Funneliformis mosseae, 121 nucleotides long. NCBI's taxonomy places the organism in Eukaryota, Fungi, Glomeromycota, Glomeromycetes, Glomerales, Glomeraceae. The record is from the annotation of a GenBank genome assembly.
UGAAGAGAAAGAGGAAGAGAAUAAUAAACAAGUGAACAAUAAAAAUCAAGGAAGAGAAUUGUUGAGACGUGCAAGUUUAUUACAUGAUGAAUUUUAUGUCGUGAAUAAAGCUGAAAAUUAA